GGAGUUCGCCUUCGGAAGGCCGCCAACGGGGGACGCGUGUUUGAGUUCCCGGGCGCCUCCAGUGGCGAGAAGGCGGACUCCCUGGCCCAGAGGCUGCGGGAGGUCCUCGAUGGGGGCGUCGUCCGCGUCGCCCGGCCCGUGAAGACGGUGGCCUUACGGGUGGCGGGGUUGGACGACGCCACCACCGCUGCCGAGGUGGUCACCGCAGUUGCUGCAGCGGGCGGGUGCCCAGCUGACCAGCUGAGAGCGGGGGCGAUGUCGACCGGCCGCGACGGACUGGGAUCAGUCGUGGUCCAGUGUCCCGUCGCGGCGGCGAAGAAAGUCGCGACCGACGGUCGUCUGCUGGUUGGGUGGGUGUCCGCCCAGGCAAGGCUCAUGGAUCCCCGACCCUCUGUGUGUUACAGGUGCCUGGCUCCAGGUCAUGUGUCCAGCCAGUGCCAGGCGGGGGUGGAUCGCUCCGGGGUGUGCUUCCGGUGCGGUCAACCAGGGCACAAGGCCCGCGGAUGCACGGCGGUGCCUCACUGCAUCGUCUGCGCCGCGGCCGGUGCCCCUGCGGAACACCGUGCCGGGAGCAAGGCGUGUGUCCCCCCACCCAAAGGUAGGAGGACCAAGAAGGCAGGAGGGGACGGCCCGAGCCAGACGGCCAGGCAGUCCCCGGUCCUACCACAUCAGGCGGCGGCGCCGGUGGCUGAGGAGGUUCCAAUGGCCAUUGGAUAA
Molecule: messenger RNA, 717 nt
Organism: Papilio xuthus (Asian swallowtail)
Lineage: Eukaryota; Metazoa; Arthropoda; Insecta; Lepidoptera; Papilionidae
Exons: 1
Molecular function (GO): zinc ion binding; nucleic acid binding
Source: RefSeq, a predicted model, not a curated record